CCUCUCAACUUCAUUACAUGAGAUAAAGCUCAAAAAUGGUCUGAAAUGGAAUAUGGACGUUCUUUGUAUGCUCAUACUUUGGUCUAUAAGCUCAGUAUUUGUAAUGACGACUGCUCAAAAGUCUGACUUGUUAUUACAAAGAGUUUCAAAUCUCCUGCGUAAAGAUGGUGUAAACAACUGCCUGUCUUCUGAAUCAAUUGAAUUACAAUCACAAACAUCUACGGACGACUGUGAAGAUGAAGAUAGUUCAAGUGAGGAAAUAGCUGAGGUGCAUCACAUAGACCCGCGAUUGGCUGAUGUAUUGUGUGGCCGAGUUCCGAACACUUACAGAGGACUCAACACUCUCCCUGGUGAACAUGUGGCUCCUCCCUCAAGAAGGAGUUUGCGAAGCAGAAAGCAGAAAUUGUAAAGGUGAAAUGUUUAGGCAAUAACUGGCAAUGAAAUUCACUUCAUGUAAGAGUAUAGUGUAUGAUUGCUACACUGUAAUUGAAGUCAUUCCAGGAGGUAUUUUCUUUUGGUGUAUUUUUAAUUGGCGUUUUUAUUUUUAAAUUUACCGUUGAAUAAAAAAUUGGUCUGUCAUAAAUGUUUUUUGAAUGUAUAAUUAAAGAUUAAAUAUUUA
Molecule: messenger RNA, 619 nt
Organism: Macrosteles quadrilineatus (aster leafhopper)
Lineage: Eukaryota; Metazoa; Arthropoda; Insecta; Hemiptera; Cicadellidae
Exons: 3
Coding region: 53-409 (118 amino acids)
Source: RefSeq, a predicted model, not a curated record